Branchiostoma belcheri (Belcher's lancelet) is the source of this 2771-nucleotide messenger RNA. RefSeq names its product ankyrin repeat domain-containing protein 50-like. Gene Ontology annotation, molecular function: protein binding. NCBI's taxonomy places the organism in Eukaryota, Metazoa, Chordata, Leptocardii, Amphioxiformes, Branchiostomatidae. Gene Ontology annotation, biological process: signal transduction. The coding region runs from base 1 to 2538 and encodes 845 amino acids. The transcript is spliced from 20 exons. The record is from RefSeq and is a predicted model, not a curated record.
AUGGCGGAAGCAACGAAUCCCAAGGAUGUGGCCACUAGCGGUUCACUGAUCGAGGCAGCCCUGAACGGAAAUGUAAAACUGGUGCAGCGUUUACUGGAGGUUGGAGCAGAAGUGGACAAGACUGAUGAGGAUGGUCACACUCCGCUGUUACUAGCAGCCCUCAUGGGACAUGGGGAUGUUAUGCAGAAGCUGCUGAAAGCUGGAGCAAAUGUGAACAAGGCUAAGCAGGACGGAGUCACUCCACUGAUCAUAGCAGCCUGGAUGGGACAUGUGGAAGUUGUGCAGCAGCUGCUGAAGGCUGGAGCAGUAGUGGACAAGGCGGAGCAGGAUGGAGCCACUCCACUGAUCGUAGCAGCCUGGAAUGGACAUGUGGAAGUUGUGCAGCAGCUGCUGAAGGCUGGAGCAGAGGUGAACAAGGCCAAACAGGACGGAGGUACUCCACUGAUCAUAGCAGCCCAGAAGGGACAUGUGGAAGUUGUGCAGCAGCUGCUGCAGGCUGGAGCAGAGGUGGACAAGGCCAAACAGGACGGAGGUACUCCACUGAUCAUAGCAGCCCAGAAGGGACAUGUGGAAGUUGUGCAGCAGCUGCUGCAGGCUGGAGCAGACGUGAACAAGGCUGAUGUGAACGGAUUCACUCCAGUGUUCACAGCGGCCCAGGAGGGACAUGUGGAAGUUGUGCAGCAGCUGCUGAAGGCUGGAGCAGAGGUGGACAAGGCUAAGGAGGACGGAGCCACUCCACUGUACAUAGCAGCCCAGAAUGGACAUGUGGAAGUUGUGCAGCAGCUGCUGAAGGCUGGAGCAGAGGUGGACAAGGCUAAGGAGACCGGAGCCACUCCACUGUACAUGGCAGCCCAGAAUGGACAUGUGGAAGUUGUGCAACAGCUGCUGAAGGAUGGAGCAGACGUGGACAAGGCUAAGCAGGACGGAGCUACUCCACUGUCCAUAGCAGCCCAGAAUGGACAUGUGGAAGUUGUGCAGCAGCUGCUGGAGGCUGGGGCAGACGUGGACAAGGCUAGGCAGGAUGGGGCCACUCCACUGAAUAUAGCAGUCCAGGAGGGACAUGUGGAAGUUGUGCAGCAGCUGCUGAAGUCUGGAGUAGACGUGGACAAGUGUCUGCAGGGUACUGUCAAUGAGGGAGCAUAUCAAGGUUUGACGGCACUCCACGGAGCAGCAGCUUAUAAUCACUUUGACGUCAUCGGCGUACUUCUUGUCAAAAGUAAAGGCGCCAUCAACCAGAAAUUAAUGUUUGAGGACUUGGAUUCUAAUAAGAAGUAUACAGAUGUGACCCCGCUCCAUUUCGCCGCAGUCCUGGGUAACCUGAACAUCGUUAAUCUCCUUGUCAGCGCAGGAGCAGACACAACAUGCCAAGCAAUGAUCAAGGAAAUGGGGAGUGGGGAGAGAGAUCCCUAUGAUGUUGCUGUGGAAGCAAGUCACAAUCUUGUGGCUUACACGCUGUGGAGUGCCAACAACAGGCUGAUAGCUAGCAAACAAUCCGGCAUCGAGCUUCCUACAGAGCUUUCAACACAUCAAGCUACGAUUCAAGCAAGACAGCAAGCAGAGAAGAGAAUCAUUCGGACGAUCAUCACAACAGUCUUGAGUGAACACGUAGGCCUGAGAUGGCGGGAGCUCGCCCGGUACCUGGAUAUCAGGAAUGUCGAGUUGGACGACAUCGAACGAAGGUGUAACAUCAACCUGAGAGGUCUGAGGGAGAUGGCUGUGGAAAGUCUGCUGCUGUGGCUGGACAGGCAGACGUACUGGCCAAACAUCUUUGACGUGUGGUGGGCACUGCACAACAUGCAGAUGGUAGAUGUGGCAGAGCUAGUUUUGGAGAAGCUAACAGAGGAGAGAACUCUUGCCAACGUGACAGACGAUGUUGAGGAGAAAGACGACACAAACGUUGAAGAGGUGGAAGAAAAGAAGGAAGAGGAAAGCGUGGAGGAGAAGAAGGAAGAGGAAAGCGUGGAAGAAAAGACGGAUGAGAAAGGCAUGGAAGAAAAGAAAGAAGAGAAAAGGGUUGGGGCCAGCACUGUGACAGUUCGCAUGUCCUUUGUCAAAAGGUUCCAACAAUUGUUCAUAUCGUCACCAGUGUUUCGUUGGAUGAGGAAGUUCCGGUUUGACGCCUUCGUGUCAGCCAAUCAGCGUGACUUCCCCUGGGUGGAUGAGUGGGUCCAGCAGUUGGAGUCUCCACCACACAACCUCAAGAUCUGUGUCCACCACAGGAACUUCAAUAUUGGCAUGUCGACCGCACACAACAUCGACUGGGCAGUAGCGAACAGUAGGAAGAUUCUCAUAGUUCUCUCCCAGAACUUUCUGUCCAGUAACUGGUGUAAGGUUGAGCUCAAGGCAGCCAUUGAGAAAGAACUGAGUAGUGACAAGUACUGUGUACUGCCCAUUUUGAAGUCUGGGUGUGAGAUCCCUACUGAGUUAGCUCACCUGACAUACCUGGACUGUACAGACGGUACUGUUGAUGUAGCCAGGUUGGCAAGUGGCAUCAAAUCUAAAAUGAAGAAGAGGGCAAGCUUAGCCAGUUCACCCUAGGAAAAAUAUAUAAAGAAAUUGCACUCCCAGUCAUUUUAGCCAUAGUGUCACAAAUGGACGAAAACAAGUUUGUCAAAAGGCAGAUGUCAUGUACUUACAGACUGAUAAAUGUCGCCCUGUUGAACAACCUUUCCAGCGUCAAAAAGUUAUCAAUGUGUCAGGAAUUGUUGACAACAAAAAUGCCAAUACAUGUUAGAACUCAGUUGGGGUAGCAAAUGUGAUGCCUGGGAUCA